AUGAAAUCCCCAUCUACAUCACCACACCAGGACCACAAGAGACUUAGGUCUCUGGAUGGCGCCCCCAAGAAGAAGAAGCCAAGGAAGAAGAAGACAAAGACCGCUGGACAGGCCACCACUCCUGCACCGCAGGCUGCUGGGUUGAAUGGAAGCAAGGUCCCCGUGACCAAUGCAUCCGUACCCCAACAGAGGCCUCCUGUCCAAGCUGAAGGGUUGAAUGGGACGAAGCCCGCUCUGAGCUUCAAUCCCGUACCCCAUCAGCAGGUCGCGCCCGCAAGCAACAGAGAACAACAGGCUUCACCAAUGCAAGUUGUGGACCCACCUACACCCCAGGCUCAAACCCAGGGGUGGCUUGGUGUGGCGUCCAUACAUGCAGAGGCCUUUGUCUUUAAUGCUCAAGGCACUUCUGGCCCCCCAGCUACUUCUAGUGAUGGUAGCAGCAGCAGCAGCUCCGGCAGCAGCAGCAGCACGCCAGCAUCACCCCAUCAGAAGGCUAGCGUACCACCCUCAGGUGUUGAAUGCGACGCCCAUGAUACUACGAACAAACAACAGCACAACCACUUACAGACCGAUGACGAUGAGGACGACGACAUGGGCGAUAGUCUCGAUCGUCUCUGGACCGCGGCAGAGAGAGAAGAAGCCCAAAGAGAACUAGAACAGAAUGGAGGUGGUGGAGAUAUGGAUCAAUAA
Linnemannia hyalina is the source of this 690-nucleotide messenger RNA. The record is from the annotation of a GenBank genome assembly. Lineage: Eukaryota; Fungi; Mortierellomycota; Mortierellomycetes; Mortierellales; Mortierellaceae.